Messenger RNA from Heterobilharzia americana, 1437 nucleotides. The record is from the annotation of a GenBank genome assembly. Lineage: Eukaryota; Metazoa; Platyhelminthes; Trematoda; Strigeidida; Schistosomatidae.
AUGCUAUUUACAACUUUUAUAAUUCCUACCUUUUUGAUAUUGAACACAUUCGAAUUCUCUGUUAGUCUCCCAGUUGAUUAUUCUCGAAAUUUACUCUUAAGGCAACUACUCAACUUUCAACUACCAAAAGAUUCAAGUUUUCAAUCUGUUAGUAGUUUAUCUGCUACUGCAUGGAAUCCAACAUUGUCUGCUUUAUUUUGGACACAAUGGUCCAAAUGGAAAUGGUGUUCACCUGAUAAACACUGUACACUGGAUAACAAAACAAUAACUAAUGAGAAUAUUAUAUAUCGUACACGAAUAUGUCGAUUUCAAUCAAUGAAUGAUCAUUUAUUAUGGUCACAAACAAUGAUCAAAGGUGUUAAAUUAACAAGUGAUAUGAUUCCUUGCUCAGAAGAAGGUUCAAUUGAAAAAGAUAUUCAGAAAUGUUCAGAUAUACACCAAUGCAUUAGUGAUAAUUCUCCUAGAAAUUAUUCUGUCAAUGAACAGCCUAGUUCGUUAAUUAAAGCAACUUCAUCUAAUUGUGAAGGGGCCGGUUGUGAUUUUAAAGAUAACACAAAAAUUUCAAUUGCUACAGAGGCAUCGCGAACUAUGGGAAGAUAUAUUAAACACAAUCAAAUUUGGGGACCAUGGAUUGCUCUACAGCAGUGUUCAACAAUCAUUCCUACAAUCGAUGAGCUUCCAGAAGAAUAUCCUUGGGAAUCGAUGUUAAAUUUUAGUAGAACACCAGCUGGACGGAGAUGCGAGCCAGGAUUACAGCUACAAAUGAGAAAGUUGUUAAAUCAGUCAGUUGUUAGGAACAAGUUGGAAAACAUUCAAAGUGAAGAGAAUUUAUCAUCGUUACCAAUGACAUUUACAACAACAACAAUCAGUGAAACACGUAAAGUUCACUGUUGGAUUAAUGAAGCCUGUCCAAUAUCAGAUGUGAAAGUGGAACCACCAAUCACAUGCGUUUUUCAGGCUAUCUUUCGUAGUCCAUCUGUACAAGUUAAAUGGCGUAGAACACCAUAUGGUCGUAUGCCAUCACAUUUUGAAGUACAUGUUUUAGAUCUUAUAAAUUCUGUUCAUUAUAGAAAAUCUGAACUUUAUGUAGAACAAAUUAAGUUGAAUAAACUUGAUCCAUGGGGUGAGAAUUAUGUAACGGAAAUAUUUGGAUUAAAAAUUGGUCAACCAUAUGAAAUAAGUAUCGCAUCUGCUGAUGAAAUGGGCAAUAUAUACUUUUCUAAAAUCUGUGAAGCGAUUGUUAUCAUUGGAGCUGGUGAUGGUUCUUGGUCUAAUUGGUCUUAUUGGAGCAAUUGCAAUUCAAAAUGUUCAUCAAAAUUAGGCAUACGAAGUCGAUAUCGAAAGUGUAAUUCACCUACACCGAGAAAUGGUGGUCGAAUGUGUCCUGGUCCUGAGCAAAUGAACAUUGAAUGUUUUGGAACAAAUAUCAAUUGUUAA